Molecule: messenger RNA, 762 nt
Organism: Fraxinus pennsylvanica
Lineage: Eukaryota; Viridiplantae; Streptophyta; Magnoliopsida; Lamiales; Oleaceae
Source: the annotation of a GenBank genome assembly
AUGCCACUGUCACAAAACACAAAAGCACCAGAAAACGCUAUCAAUCACCGAUCAACAUCGACGCGCCAGCACGAGACCACCGCCGCUUUGCCUCCCACACAAAGCAGCGCCGAGAGCGCCACUACUAUGUGCCAAUUUUCCUUGCCAGAGUACCUACGUAGAUUUGCUUUUACUCGAAUGUCUUCGUACAAGAAAUUCGAGACCCGAAAGAGAAACCCGGACCCGAAUACUGCGGUCCUCUUGGUCAUCGACAUGGAGAACUACUUUUACUCCAUGGCUCGUCCUAUUCUGCCCUCGCUCAACGCCACCAUCGACCUCUGUCGUCGCGCUUCUGUACCUGUGAUAUUCACCAGACACUGCCACAAAUCCCCCGCCGACUACGGUAUGCUGUAUGAGUGGUGGGACGGCGACCUCAUCAUGGACGGCACUCCUGAGUCACAACUCAUCCCCGAGUUGGAUAGGAAGGGGGAUGACUCGGUUCUUGAAAAGAACACAUAUAGCGCCUUCAGAGGUACAAAUUUAGAGGAGAAGCUGGUGAAUAUGGGAGUGAAAGAGGUUAUAGUGACUGGGGUCAUGACCAAUCUGUGCUGUGAGACCACGGCUAGAGAUGCAUUUGUUAGAGGGUUUAGGGUUUUUUUCUCAACAGAUGCGACAGCAACGUCGUCGUUGGAGUUGCAUGAGGCCUCCUUGAAGAACAUGGCUUAUGGUUUUGCUUAUUUAGUUGACAGUGAAAGGCUUCGUGAGGCAUUUUCCAAAUCUUAG